This is a messenger RNA of Paramecium sonneborni, 2399 nucleotides long. NCBI's taxonomy places the organism in Eukaryota, Ciliophora, Oligohymenophorea, Peniculida, Parameciidae. The record is from the annotation of a GenBank genome assembly.
AUGUAAUAAUAUAGCGCUUAUGCCUUGUAAUUGAAUUGAAUCUAUAUAUCAGACUACAAGAGUUUAAGAAACAAAGUGAGCUAGAUAUAAUAUCAAUAAAGAACGAAUUCUAAAAAGAUUCUACUUACGUAAUAGAAGUGAUUGCAAAAGAAUAAAAAUUAAGCCAAGAUGCCUUUCAUAAAAAUCCAUUUUAUCAAAAGCAUUUAUUGACAGAAAAUUCAUUUCUAUAAAUUAUCAAAAAAGACCAAGUUGACACUCAAAUAGGUAAAUUUUGAGGAAUUAUUUUAAAGCCACAAUGGGAUCCCCUUUUGCAAUUAGAAUGAAUGUAGAAGAUUUUAAAAAUCAAAAUGAUCUUUAUAAAUUUAUAGUGAGAAAUUUGGAGAAUAAUUUUACUAUCUAAGAGAUUAGACAUAAUUCUUUUACAGUUAGCGUAAGUUUUUGUGAUGUCUUAAGAUCAUUUAUAAUUUCAUCAAAUGGUUAAACAAUAAUAUGUUAUGAUAAGUAUGAUAUUAAUAAAUAUCACUAAACUUAAUAUAAUGAAAGGGCUUGUAAAGUAGCUCAAUUAUUCUUUGGAAUUUAUAACAAAUUGAAUCAGAAUCAAUAGAUCAAUCUAGAGAAGGAUCUAACACAUAGAAGUCUAAUAGGUUGUAGAAAUUAAUUCAAUAAAAUUGAAUGGUAUUCAAUAAUGGAGCAUUAUGAAUAAUAAAGAAUAUUGUCACCUGAUAUUGUCAAGAAAUUUCUUAAUCAUUAUAAAUUAGAAACUUCUUAAUCAAUAGAAUACUAAGCAGACUUAGAAAAUUUUCCUACUAUUUGUGAUUCAAUAUAUAAUUAACUAAUAGAUUAAUAUCAUGAUUAUUUUUAAGGAAAAACAAUUUAUUUCUGGAAAGAUAAUAUUUAUUUAGGAAAUUGCUUUAUUCCUUCAAAACAUUUUGAAAUUUUAAGAUUUAUAAAAAAAUCACUCUUAAAUUCUAAAUAAAUAGAUGAUUAGCUUUCAUAGUUUAAUUUAAAUAAGACUGAAUAUGAUUUUUACUAAAAGUUCAUAAAAUUAAUUUUAAGCCUGCCAAAUCAUUAAAGAAGUAAUUAUAGCUUUCUUAAUUAAUCAAAUAUUGUGUUCACUUGUAUAUAUAAUAAUUUGGAUUUUGUUCCUUAAAAAUUAGAUGAAGAAUUUACUCUAACCUAAUGCCUAUAAUCAAAAUCAAAAAUAGCAGUUUUGAUUCCUGUAGGUAUUUAUGGAAUGGGUUAUGACGAGAUUAGUUAAAUAAUUUUUAAAAAUUAUUAAGAAGUACAAAUAGUAAGUCAAGUGGAUUAAGUGCGUGAUAAUAAAUUACUUUAUUUAUAUAAUUAAGUUUGCUCUCUAAAAAAAUUGAAAUUAAUAAAUGAAUAAUUGAAAUAACUACCUUAUAAUGUUAUAACAGUUGCUUUAUAUCCAGAAUGCUCACAUUACUAUUUAUCCAAAAAAUAAUCUAAAUUUCCAUUUUCUUUUAAAUUUAUAAUGUUCUGUCUUUUAUCAUUAUUAGAUGAUAGAAACAAAGUUAAUGAGGUAAUAAAUCAAUUAAAAGAAUUUGAAAAUUAGAAUCUAAGUCAUUUACCUACUGAUUUCUAAAUUGCUUGUCAUUAUAUGCCACUAAAUAAGGAAACAGAUGAUCUUUACAGUGAGAUAGUAGAGUCAGAUUUCAAAGCAGCUUUUUCAAGAACAAAUGAGUAUUUGAUAGAAAGUUUAUCUUAAUAUAAAGAUUCUGUUGGAGGAGUUUCAGAAAGGCAUUUAUUGGAUUAAUCAAAGAAGAUAAUUAGUACCAUAGAAGAGAAAGUUAAAAUAGUAAUAUCUAAAAAGAAACAAUAAUACAUAUAGAAUUAAGGAAAUAGAAAACAAGAAAUCCUAUAUGGUUUGUAUCUUAAGAAUCCAAACUGGAAGGAAAUAGAUAAUUUUAUUUUAGAUUGUCUUGAUAAAAUAGUAAAGAAACAUCCAAGAGAUAGUAAUGUUAAUAAAAUGUAUCAUUAAUUAAAAGAAUAGCUAUUAAAAGAAAAGGAUUAAUAAAUAUAUAUAAGAGAAAAGCAACCAUAUAUGUUAUGUAAAAAAUAAGAAUAAAAAUAAUGGUCAACAUCAGUGUAGGUGGUUGUGAUUGUAGUGGAUGGAAUUAUAAUAUUGCAACCAUAGAAUUUAGGUUUAAAUCUUUUAUAAGAUAUUCCAAUAUAUUCUAAUAAUAUUGAAGUGACUUAAUCAGGAUAGAUAGCAGAGUUAGUAAGAUAAGAGGUGGAAUAAUUGUAUAAUAGGAGAGAAAAGGAGGAAGAUUUAUUAUAAUUAAGCUUAGAGUUGAAUCAUAAGAGUUGGAAUGUAUUUAUUGUGAAAAGGAAUGCAAUAAAGAUUGAAUUAGUUGAGAGUGUGAUUCAUUGAAAUAUUU